Molecule: messenger RNA, 1605 nt
Organism: Phaedon cochleariae (mustard beetle)
Lineage: Eukaryota; Metazoa; Arthropoda; Insecta; Coleoptera; Chrysomelidae
Source: the annotation of a GenBank genome assembly
AUGUCUUCUAAGAAGAGAGGAAAUGAAAAAUUGUCCUGGAACAAGACUUAUGGUGAAAUAAAAGCUAAGCAUAAUGAUGCCUUCAUCUCCAUAGAUCAAGCUAUCACCUUAGAAGAACGGGAAAAACCCAAUGAGGCAAUAGAGAAGUACAAAGAAGGCAUCAGACUGAUAGAUGAAGCACUGAGCAUUCCAGUCCAGUGUCCUGAUAAUCCAGACAUAACCUGGGAGAAAGCUUGUUUGAUGAUCCAAAAAAUCAAAAAAACUAGAGCAGAAGUCCUAACUAGAAUCCAUUCUAUUCAAGGUACUCACAGCUCUAAUGCUGCUGCCUCUCUGGAACACCCUCCAUCCUAUGAGGAGGCAACUUCUUCAGCUGAGGACUCAGUCGAAGAAUUUCCCAGGACCUACAAAGACCUGGCAACUGCUCUCAAUGAGUUGAGCAUUGAUCCUAACCAAAAUUUGCAUGAAGAAAUCAUUUAUUCCCAUGAUGGGGUUAGGUUGUAUUUUAUAUCCUCAAAUGGUGAGGUGGUUUCUACAAGGGAGCCUGAGAAUUUGAUGAUUUAUUUGGUGGAGGAGAGGGAGCCAAAUACCCCCAAAGCUGUCUUGAAAAUUGGGUCUUGGGUGUACCCUUUAGUACCUGGGGUGUCUCCCUGUUAUAGAACCAAUUAUGGGGCUUUCAUAUUACCUGAUUUGCAUGCUACCUUACCAGGUUCUUCUGUUGGCAUCAUCUUGCCUUCUGAUGCUGAUGACGAAGUUUUUGACCUUCUGGAGAAUAUCCUACAUGGUAUCAUAAGUACACCAACUGGAGAAGCAGUUCAUGAAUGGAGAAAACGUAGAGAGGAAGAAAAACUAGAUGAUUACAGUACCAAAAUUUCAAAUACUCUGAUAAAUGGGGCUUGGUCCAUUUCCCAAGGUCUUAUCAGAGGUGCUGAAAAGGCAGGCGAAUUUUUCAAUAACACCACGCCGAAAAUUAUAAACAACAUGCAGAGUUCAGAAAGACCGGCAGAAAUUCCACCCAAGUUGUCAAAAAGUAUGGAAUUUGCCGGUAAUGCAACGCAAAGAGCUGCUCAAGUCACUGGAUUUGUAGCGGACAAAGUUAGUUCGGCAACCGUCCGCUUGGGCCAAUUUUUGGCGCCCCACAUUCAAAAACAGGGCACUCGUCUUUUAUCAUCGGGUUUCAAAAUGUCGGAACGCGAGGCUUCCGACAAAAUGGAGGGCGUUUUGAAUAUCGCCGCAGGCGCAGUAGAAGGUUUCUCCACCGUCUACAGAGGCCUCGAGGCUUCGGCCGCCAUUUUGGGCGGUAGCCUCAAACAAAACACCGUCAAAAUCGUAGAACACAAGUACGGCCACCCUGCAAGUACCCUGACAGGUGACACCCUUUCAACGGUAGGAAACGUGGUGACGAUUGCACACAACGCCAGAAUAUUAACCCCCAAGGGGUUCGCCAGACGCGUCGUCAAGGACACCGGAAAAGGCGUCGUUUACGGACGGUCGAGCUCUUCCAGAGGCGCCGCGGCGUUCAGGGACGCCGGUAGGAUGGUGCCCAACGGUUUUGCGGGGGAAAAAGAGGGGUUGGAGGGGGCUGAAGGCCAAAAUGAUAAGGUGUAA